This is a messenger RNA of Oxyura jamaicensis (ruddy duck), 1027 nucleotides long. RefSeq names its product proto-oncogene vav-like. Gene Ontology annotation, biological process: regulation of GTPase activity; cell migration. The annotation marks the transcript as partial. The transcript has 7 exons. The record is from RefSeq and is a predicted model, not a curated record. Gene Ontology annotation, molecular function: protein binding; guanyl-nucleotide exchange factor activity. Gene Ontology annotation, cellular component: cytoplasm. Lineage: Eukaryota; Metazoa; Chordata; Aves; Anseriformes; Anatidae.
GACUGACCUGACCUGGAUCUACCUCCAUCGGUCCCACCAGGACCCACCUCCAUCACCUCCAACCCAGACGUGACCCCACCAGGACCCACCUCCAUCGGUUCCUCCCAGACGUGACCCCAGCAGGACCCACCUCCAUCUCCUCCACCCCAGACGUGGUCCCAUCAGCCCCCCCCCAGCCCCCUCCAGUGCCAUGGAAGCGUGGCGGCAGUGCGCCCGCUGGCUGGUGGCGGCACGGGUGCUCCCCGCGGGCCACCGGGCCAGCAGCCCCGGGGGACAGGUGUGGGACCUGGCGCAGGCCCUGCGGGAUGGGGUGCUGCUCUGCCACCUCCUCAAUGCUCUCCUGCCCCGUGCCGUGCCCCCUCGGGACAUCUGCCCCCGCCCUCAGAUGUCACAGUUCCUGUGCCUGAGGAACAUCCGCACCUUCCUGACCGCCUGCGCCGACAAGUUCGGGCUCCCCAAGCAUCGCCUCUUCGGAGCCUUCGACCUCUUCGAUGUCCAGGACUUUGGCAAGGUGAUUGACACCCUCUCCACGCUGUCCUGGACCCCCAUCGCCCAGAGCAAAGGCUUCACACCCUUCCCCACCGAGGACUGCAUUGGGGACGAUGACAUCUACAGCGGCCUCUCGGACCUCAUUGACGACACGGCGGAGGAGGACGACGACCUCUACGACUGCGUGGAGGCCGAAAGGGACGACGGCGACGAGAUCUACGAGGACCUGAUGCGGGUGGAGCCCCCCCCGGCUACCAAGGUGGAGGUGGACCGGAGGCUGUGCUGCCUCCAGGAGCUGUGGCAGACGGAGGAGAGGUACACGGAGACCCUGGAGUCCAUCUGCCAGCACUUCCUGCGGCCGCUGCGGCACUUCCUGCAGCCCCAAGACCUCGAGAGCAUCUUCAUCAACAUCGAGGUGACCCCAGUAACCCUUCCUAGUCCUCCCAGUUACCUUCCAGUGCUCCCAGAAAUUGCAGUGACCCCCAGUAGUCCUUCCCAGUCCUCCCAGUUACCCCUCCCCAUGCUCCCAGUACUCCCA